AUGUCGGCUUCAAUGAAGGAAUGCCUUCAGCUUCAGCUGCUGGAGAUGGAAAUGCUGUUUUCUAUGUUUCCUAACCAAGGAGAAGUAAAACUUGAAGAUGUCAAUGCCCUGACAAACAUAAAGAGAUACUUGGAUGGCAUAAGGGAGGCGCUGCCACCAAAAAUCGAAUUUGUGAUCACCCUGCAGAUCGAGGAGCCCAAGGUGAAAAUUGACUUGCAAGUAACCAUGCCUCACAGCUACCCCUAUGUAGCGUUGCAGAUGUUUGCACGGUCACCAGAACUUGAUAGACAGCAGCAGCUGCUUCUCAACAGAGGCCUCACUUCUUACAUCGGGACUUUUGAUCCAGGGGAGCUCUGUGUGUGUGCGGCCAUCCAGUGGUUGCAGGACAACAGCACCUCCUACUUCCUGAACAGAAAGCUCGUGGACGAACCAUCGACACAAGCAAAACCAGUCAAGAACACCUUCCUCCGAAUGUGGAUCUACAGCCACCAUAUAUAUCAGCAGGACCUCCGGAAAAAGAUCCUGGAGGUCGGGAAAAGGUUGGACGUGACAGGAUUUUGCAUGACGGGAAAGCCAGGGAUAAUCUGUGUGGAGGGCUUCAAAGAGCACUGUGAGGAAUUCUGGCACACAAUCAGGUACCCCAACUGGAAGCACAUUUCCUGUAAGCAUGCGGAGAGUAUCGAAACAGAAGGAGACGGGCAAGACCUGCGCCUUUUCCCUUCUUUUGAAGAAUUACUCCUUGAGGCCCACGGUGACUACGGCUUGAGGAAUGACUAUCACAUGAAUCUGGGCCAGUUCUUGGAAUUUCUCAAAAAACACAAAAGUGAGCAUGUUUUCCAGAUAUUAUUCGGUAUCGAAAGCAAAAGUUCUGACUCCUAG
Messenger RNA from Rangifer tarandus platyrhynchus (Svalbard reindeer), 879 nucleotides. The record is from the annotation of a GenBank genome assembly. Lineage: Eukaryota; Metazoa; Chordata; Mammalia; Artiodactyla; Cervidae.